Messenger RNA from Papilio polytes (common Mormon), 3972 nucleotides. RefSeq names its product cytokine receptor-like. Lineage: Eukaryota; Metazoa; Arthropoda; Insecta; Lepidoptera; Papilionidae. The transcript has 2 exons. Bases 306 to 3947 code for a protein of 1213 amino acids. Gene Ontology annotation, molecular function: protein binding. The record is from RefSeq and is a predicted model, not a curated record.
ACUUACGCUAUUGAAGGCGUAUUACAUUUUCAUACGUACAUCUGGACUCCAGUCGGGCAAUCUAAAGUGAUCUAUAAACAUGUUUCACUCGAACGGUAGCAGUGGUGAUAGAUAAAUAAGUGAUGUGGAGUUGUUGAGUUUAGUCAGUCUGUCUUGUGUCAUCGUGUCGGGACUACAGUGCGCCAUUUAGCUCGCGAUAAAAACACAAGGAAUGUUUUUAUCGUUUCUCGUAGUUCGCUUGAAACGACGGUCAAUAAACUAAACCGUAAUGUGGGUGACGAGAGUCAUUUAGGACAAUAUUAGUAAUGGCAAAUAAUUCAUCAGAUACCCGUUGUACAAAAACGAAGUGGAGUACGAGGAAAGGAGUAUUACGAUCAUGGAUUUGGUGCAUUUUGUUGAAGUGCUUUAUCAGUUUACCCUGCAUAUUUUCGAAAUGUCUCGGAGUAGACAUCACCGUUGCUGUGUACCCGCAAGGUGACAUCAGUGUCCUUUACGGCGAACCUUUGGAAAUAUUUUGUGUUGGAGAAAAUUACACCGCCAGCGACCUCGAGUUUACUGUAUCCGGGGAUCCUAUUAAAUCUGAAAUAGUCAACGAAACAACAAGGCGAUUGUAUUAUGAGAAGCCAAACAAACAAGUAACUACUUACUACUGUAAGAAUAAAAAGACACAGAAGAAAUGUACCAGCAGAGUGUUAGUUGAGUCUCCUCCAGAAAACGUAACUAACUUUAGCUGUUUGUCUAAAAACAUAGAAGUUUUGAAAUGUUCAUGGAAAGUACCUGAAUCUUUUAGUAACAUUAAUUACAACUUGACUUUCAUUAUAAAUGGAAACCCAGUAAGAAAUUGCGAAAUCUUAGGAGUCAAUAAAACUCGAUAUUGUAUUUGGACUACAAGCAGUAGCCCUCGUUACAGACAGUUAGAAGAAGAAUUCUAUUUCAAUCUUAAAUCAUGUAAUGUGUUUGGCUGCAAUGAGCAGAAUUUUACAGUUGACCAUUUUUCAAUAGUCAAACCAGAUCCACCAUCAAAAUUAAAACUGUUGUCUAAUGAUUCACAUAGUGUUGAAUUGCAGUGGGUUGUGCCUAACAAUGUGAAGGACCUUCUGCCAUGUGGUAUAGAUCAUAAAAUUGAAUAUCAAAUUGCUAAAAUUGAUAAUACAGCUUAUUUUCAUAGUGUUGAUGCUUCAUUUUUGCCACCAAGCAAUAAAACAUAUAGAUUUAGAUUAAACAAUUUGCCAUAUGCACAUAUGAAGUAUGAAGUAAGAAUUUAUAUCAAAUCAAAGAAAGCUGUUAGUGACGAAUUUUGGUCAGAGUAUAGUUUCUAUACAUUUUACACAGCUAGUGAGAAACCUGGCCGACCACCAGAAAUGACAGCGGGAGGAUUUGAUCAAGCAACAUACAAUAAAAACAGAAUAAUAUAUGUCUAUUGGAAACAAUUGGAGGAGUAUGAGGAAGCUGGUGCUAAUUUUACAUAUAAAGUAGUUGUUUCGCAUGGUAAUAAGUCGGAGACUCUUUUAGCUGAUAAGAACAAAAGUUUGAGUUAUAUAUAUCUGGAUGAUGCACCCUUAGACGCUAUGCAAGUAUCGGUGUGGUCAUACAAUAUGAUUGGACAAUCAAUAAAUAGCAGUCACAUGUAUAUACCUCCUGUAAGGGAUACCCAUAACCUAGAUGUCACCUCAUUUACGAAACUUGCAUAUGAAAAUGGAACUUAUGAGUUAUCUUGGGUUGGAAUAGAUAGAAUAGAUAACUAUACAUUAUUCUGGUGUCAACACAAUGCUACUAAAAUAUGUGCUGGUCGUUUAAAUUUUACUACUUUGGAACCUUAUAAAAACAAACAUGUAAUACAUCUGCCGGGAGACUACCGAUACCAGUUUGCAAUUUCCGCUAACAAAGGCCGCAAAACUAGUGGUAUGAUCUGGGCUAAAUGUGAAAUAUCCAAAGAUGGGAUUGCAAUGUAUGGAUUCAAUGUACAUUUAAAGUAUGAUGUUCCUGGAAAAUCAUUUGUUAAAUUGAAAUGGUCCAUGGAUUGUGCAUUAAAAGAUGGUAUUAUUACUGGAUAUAACAUAACAUAUUGUCCUGUAAUACAGACAAGCAGUUUAUGUGAUGCAACUAUUGGAAAUCAAUCAAUUUUCAUCUCUGAUUCAGGUAAAAUGGAAGUGAACAUCACAGAUUUGCUUCCAUUUAGGACUUAUCAAUUCACAAUAGCAUUGAAUACAACUUAUGGCUUAAAGACUAUUGAAAAUGCUACAGCUGUCAUUACAACCUCAGAAGAUACACCAACAAAGCCAAGGAAUAUUACAAUAACAAAUGUAAGAAGUAAUUCUCUAAAUAUAUCAUGGGAUCCUCCUCUGCACAGAAAUGGCAAUAUCGGUAAAUAUGUGAUAUAUAACUUUGGACAUGAAUUCUAUGUUCAUAAUGUAUCUGGAACUGACACCUCGAGAAGUGUUGUAACUCUUACUGGACUGCAGGGCUUCACUAAUUAUUCUUGGACCAUUCAAGCUUGUAACAUUCCUAUAGGCUUAUGCUCUAAAGUUGGGCCAAAUGAAGGUAUUUUUGUGAGAACAAGAAUAGGUGCACCUAGCAGACUUAAGGCUCCUACUAUUAGAAAUAACCCAGAUUUUAUAAAAUGGGAGAAACCAGAAAUACCAGGUGGAACUGUGGAUUUUUAUCAAAUAAGGAGGAUUAAAGAUGAUAUGGAACCAGAAAUAAUGAAUUCUACAGAAUUGACAUUUUUCUUGACACACUGUGAAGGUGGAAUAAUGAGUGAAACUUACCAAGUGCGGGCUGUUAACUGUGAUGAAGAUCCUGAUCAUGGAGCACUUGCAGAUAAAGAAAAUGUGAAUCUUACCCGAUCAAAUGUUAAUAAUGUUUAUUAUGGGGAAUGGAGUGAACCUAGUACAGUGGCUUGCAGAAGUAGAGAUGGGUUAGCAGUGACAUUUAUAUUAAUGAUUGUGUUUGCAAUUAUUGGUCUUGUAUAUGGGUCCAUAAAAUUGUAUAAAAGAUACAGAAAAAUGGAGGAUAUUAAGCCAGUUUUACCUAAUGGUUUAGGAAUACCAGAGAAAGAUAUAUCUAAAUAUACUUUUGGAAGUUGGAAUCCAUCUAAUAAAGAUGACAAACCAUCAUCAGAUGAAGUUUUACUGCUUCCUGAUAAAACUACAGUGUCAUCUACAGAUACUAAACAAAAAACCAAUGACAACUGUGCUGCUAGCGACCACACCGACAGCACCGCAUUGUCUGAUUCCUCUCGAGAACCAGUCGAUAGACAAGUUUCCACUUCAGAUGAUGGUUCUAAUUCAUCACUUCAAUUGGAAGCAGAACCAAUAAAAGACGAUGAUACUAUUCAAAAUCAAGAGGAGGACUCUUCAACUGAAGAUAUAGAGAGUUUCAGAGAAAACCCAUCAUACUAUGUGGAUAACAGCUUUAAGAAAAAUCCAACAAGCGGCUAUGUGCAACCUGUCGUCAAUCCUACAUCUGGCUACGUACAAUCUGCACCUGCCCCUCAAAAGACCUCUGGGUAUGUGCGACCCGAAGACACACAACCCAAGUCCGUAAUGACGUUCCCCAAACCGGUGACGUCUCCGUCAAAAUUGUUGGGUCCGGAAAGCUUGCCGACGAUGCCCACCUUGCCUACCUCCGUCAAACCCAGCGCGGAUAGUAGCUACAUCCAGUUACAGUCGUUGGAUGCCAUUCCUAGUCUUAAGUCGAGCGUACGUAAUACUGUGCCAUUGAAACCGUCCGCUUCUAACGGCUACGUGAGUCCGGAAGACGUGGUGAUCAACAAGCACCUGAACAACAUGCUGUAUGCGGGUCAGCUCGCAGAGGAGUCCGCCGUACUAGACCCCACGAUGUCUCCCGACGCUUACUGCCGCUUCUCCUGGAGCACUGAUCCCGCCAACGAUAAUCUUCACUCGUUACUCGCCGACUCGCGGACGAUAAACACUAAUAAGAAUUGAGUCAAAUGCCUAGAAUAGUGACACA